Homalodisca vitripennis (glassy-winged sharpshooter) is the source of this 1491-nucleotide messenger RNA. RefSeq names its product flocculation protein FLO11-like. Lineage: Eukaryota; Metazoa; Arthropoda; Insecta; Hemiptera; Cicadellidae. The record is from RefSeq and is a predicted model, not a curated record. The coding region runs from base 730 to 1476 and encodes 248 amino acids. The transcript has 9 exons.
CCCAGGCUAAAACCAGAAGCACUGGCAGGCGCACAAUCUAUCCCGGGAGAGUUUGCGGUGGACUCUGUCGACUCUCAGUACAGAACGUCAGGACCUCACAUACACCGUGACACCUGGGUGUUUGUGAUACCUCCUGGCACUAACACAACAGUGCGUGUGGACUUCACACCUUCAGGCGCUCACCUUUCCUCUGCCCUUCUUCUGCUGAGAAACAAUCUGACGGUGUUGGACACAGUGCAGCUGUCGGGCUCGGGAGCGUACACUCAGUUCAAGUUUGGCAACCGUAAGCCUGGCUCCUCCACCCCUCUACUGUUUGAACUGGCCGAGAAACAUCUCAAAGACUGUGAAAGAGAGAAGCAGAGAAAGUUUCCAGCACCCAAUCUGACAGUGAAGCGUUCGUUCACUGCUCGAAACACAGGGGCUCUGCCCAUUCUGGUGCACGGGUUUCACAUCAGUGGCUUGCCUUGUGAGGGCUAUGGCUUCCGUGUGCUCAACUGUGAGGCCUUCCAGCUGCUCCCCAACACUACUCGCAAGGUGGACAUCGCGUUCACGCCAGACUUCACGUUGGCACGGGUACAGCGCACAUUGGGAGUGUGGACCAGCGAGAGUGACACUGCUGCCAACUACACACUGGUAGCAACAUUGCCACCAUUCCUACUCAGUUCGUGCUCCAACGUGUUGGCGCGUCCGGCCUGGGAGCCCUUGCUCUACUACUGUGCAGUCACGUUUAUGAUGUUUCUGCUGGUGUGUGUGCUGGCUGCAGCGUUUCUCGAGUCUGAUCGGGCACUAAAGUGUGCGCUACUAGCCAUGUCUCGGGACAAUGCCACUGUUCAACCUGUGCUUGAUCUCAAGUCAAUAGGCACGGGAGUAGGGGCAAGUCAUACCAGCAGCAGUGGAGGCAGCAACAGCAGCAAUAGUAGCAGCAGUAGUGGCAGCAGCAGCAGUAACAGCAGCAGUGGUGUGUUGUCCUCCUCCGCAGACAAACCCGAGCCUCCUGCCGUUCCGUGGAACAGGACUCCUGCACCUACUCCCCCGAGUCCGCACGAAUCCGAGGUGACCAAAGAGAAGGUUAAGGUGGAGGCGGAGAGUCCACCCCAGCCUAAGUGCAGUUCAGUGAAGAAGAAGGAGAAAGAGAGAGUGAGCAAGAGAUACAGUGAUCCGACCGACAGCGUCUCAGCUGAGCGGAGGAGCUCCUGGGCUAACGUCUUCACCAAGCCUGUGAACAGUCCUGUAUCCAAGCCCCAGGCCAAGGUGACUGUAGUAUCUCCCCCUUCCUCUCCUAUGGAACCCAACAAAGUAACUCCACCAGAGGGCAAGAAGAAGGUCUCCAAGAAAAAUUCAAAUCCUGGAAAAUGUGCACGGGAGAAGGAGACGCCAGUGUUACCAGUGGCCAGCCUAGGUCUGAGCGUGGGAGAGGACACCGAGACGUCCUCCACUACCACAGACAGCCACAUCCUCACUGUAUUUUAUGUAUAGGAAAAUGUGCACGGG